GUGUGCUUUGUUCGGCAGGCGAGUCAGUCAGUCAGGCCAGGCAGCGACUGUGGGCCAGACCGACGCCGGCUCUCUUUCUCCGCAGCGGCCAAGGCUUUCCAGAACCCCUGCCUGCCUGCCUGCCUGCUGCUUUUCGCCCACUCGUGCCGGGAAUUAAACCCACGACCCGCCGUGUGCCGCCGCCGAUCGGGCCAGCUAGCGGAGCCAGCCAGUGAGUGAGUGAGUGUCGAGCUCAGGUGGGCAGAUCCCCGACCUCCGAGCACCAGGUGACACCGCGCAGCCAACCCCUUGCCUCGCUGGCCGUUGCCCCUGCCAAGGGUAGCCGCCCUCCCGGGCAAUCCGCCCUUACAUGACCACGGUGGCAUGAAGGCACGAGCUUGAUCUGAGCGAUGGAGGUGGUGCAGCGGACCGGCGGCGACAGUCCGUUCGGACGGCGAGACGUGGAGGAGUGGUCACGCCUUGACGAGCUCACCGGUAUGCUGGAGCACGCUCGGGUGCAGACGGACCAAUGGGCCGGAAUAGAUGCUCAAGGUGGCUCGCAUAAAUAUGGAAAAAAGGUGGUUGACGCAAGAAAGACCGGCGAGAAGGGCCAACACCUGCAAAGGCAGCAGCUCGAAGUGUUCCAAUCCAAGGUGGCCGGCGGCGCCCUGCAAAUGGUCAAAAGCCAGACCUCCUCUGCGUGGUCGGCCCACGGAUCCAGGACCACCGGCACCUCCACUACCGUGAGCAGUCGAACGCGAUGGUCUUCGAGGUCCCAGUCGACGGCGUCCGCGGCCCCUCUGGAGCAGCCAGCUAUAACGGAGAACUUCGCCGGCCUUGAGCUGAAAAUCAACCCGAUCGAUGUGAGCACCUUGAAAAUGAAAGCGAGUGUCGGCCGGAGUGGCGCCAUCGGAAGCAGAAGACCACCUUCUGCAAGGUCAAGACGUCUUAGUGCUUCCAAAAGUGGCGGGCCAGACAGCAAACCAGUGGUGGAAGAACCAGACUCGUCGGCUGACGAGUCUCCCGAACCCAGAUCGCUCAAGUUCGAAGAGCUGAAGCAGAGUUUGAAGCUGGGCGAGAUCCUCGGCCGCAGACUGAGCAAGAGUUCCUCGACUGACGACCUUCCCGUCGGCGAUCCAGGCCGAGACAGCGAUGACUCGGGCAGUUGGCGCCGCGGGGCGAGGGUGCGCCGUUCGCUGCAGUUCUCCAGCAAGGAGGACGGCAGCUUCUGCACGCCAAUGGUGGUCGCGACCAAGAGACACAGCUUUGUCACCGUCGAGUCGCUGAAGGACGUGCGCAGCCGGCUGAAGCACUUCGACCCGGACGACCUGGACUUCGGCGGGCCCACGAGCAUUCUGCAUAAGAAGGACGACGGUGUCAACAGCAGCAGUGGACUGGUGCGAGCCGUCGAGCACAGCAACAAAAUAAUGGCUUCCUCCACUACCACAAGCUUUGGUAGUGUCUCCGGAAAGACUGAAGACGAUUGGCUCGCUUUGAAAUCCGAGCUCAUCGAGCCGCUGAGUCUGCAGGUCGACAAGAACAGGACGGUGGUCACCCUGAACGAGCAACUCCAGUCCAAAGAGUUGGUGUCGCCGACCAAGAAGCGCUUCAACGAGUCCUUCGCCUUCUUCCGCGGCGGGCUCUCCCCGGACAACCUAUCGCCGACGAGAAAGACGUUCCCCGCCAGACAGAACAUGAUCACCAUUCCCAUCAUAUUCCAGCAAGAGUCGUCGGCCAAGGAGGCUGAGAGGAAGAAGUUCUCUCUUCGCAGUGUGGUCGACUCCGAGGGCUCUCCGCAGGACGCUGAGUCCUUGGGCUGGGUGUCCAAGCGACAGUUGGACGGUUUGGCACCGCUGAAGAGGAGGAGCUGGGCUGGAGACAGCACCCUUUUCGGCCAGUACCGCGACGACGACAAGACCACCUCGCUCGUCUCUGCAAUCGAAACCGAGGAAAUCAGUCACAGCUCGAGCAGCUCGCACAUCAAGAAAAACAAACGAGUGGAAUUCUGCAAAACUGAGGUGCAUUUCGCGGCUGAGUCCGGCAAAUUCAACAUCGUGGAAACGGACGAAAAACCGCCCCCGUCCAACAAUUUCCGGCGCAGGCGGCGCUCCCACCCGGUUGCCAACAGCCCUGCGGAGAAUCCUCCGCCCCAAGUUGCUCAGAAGCCGCCUUUGCCGGAGCUGAGGUUUGGAGACACGGUUUACGAAAAAGAGAUGCUGACAGCGAUCAACGAGUCGAAGCAGAGCGAAUUGGAAAAAUCGAUCGUUAAAGUCGCCGUCGUGGAGAGCAAAGCUGAACCAGCGCCUGAGCAAAGCAAACAAAUCACCGCCACCGCAAUUAAUAGACCCAGUCCCAGCUUUGAAAACAGACCCCGGCCGUCCUCUUUCCACGACGUCACUUCCAUUUCAAAGUCGACGGUAGCUCUCAAAUUCCAACCCCCCACAGAAAUUCCCAAAACAAGCCCAAACAGCACUCUGGACUCCAGCGGUGGUCCAAUGGAGUUGCAAAAGUUGAUUAAAUCCCUCCGCCCCACUCAAGUGCAACGCCGCUCUGAAGAUUUCACCCAGAGUUUACAAAUUACUGAUGAAGAGCCCCUGCAGUUUUCCGUGCCAGAAAGGAUUCGCUACAUGGAAGAUCGCAAAUAUAAAGGUUUCUCGACGACGGUCAACGUCAGUGGAACCACGGUUGUGAGGAACACAGAAUCCAUCUGGCUAGCGGGAAACAAAGACCUCGACAGCGAAGUCGAGACUACAGAGAGCGCAGCCAAGGAAGAAAAACUCAAAAUUCCGCCGAGCAUAAAAUUCGAGCCGUUUUUGCGGGGACACGGCUCGAACGGCGUGCUCAUCUCACCCUCCUUGAUCAUGCAGAUCGAGAAGAGGGACCAACCCUUGCUCAAACCACUAACCAGCACAAGCAGCAGCAGCAACAAUGACGGCCCCAGCCUGAUCAGUCACUUCACGUCGCUGAAGCAACUGAAGCAAAUGAACGACGAGGCUAGCGACGACGGCUACGACUGCGACGCCGCCGACCGCGAGGUCUGCUCCCUGAUGAGCCCUGACGAGCCGCCGAUGCCACCACCGCGCCGGCUCAGCAGAAACGCGUCCACCUCGCCGAGCAUCGUCUCCGGCAGCUGGAGCAAGAUGCGCGUGGUGAGACUGAGUCAGAAGUUCCACAAGUUCCAGAACGGCAAGGAGCCCGACGAGAUUGAGACUGCAGCAGCCAAGAAUGGAUUCGCCCGCUCUGCGAUCAAUUUGGACGCGUUGAACGAACCCCGAUCUCUAGCUCGACGAGACGUAAGGAAAGAUGUGGAGGAAACGAGUUCGAACAGGUCGCCUCCGCAAAUCAGCCCAUCAAAAAUAGUCGCUCCUAGCGUGCCCACGAACCCACGCAGCAAUGCCACAGUCACUGCCACCAAUACAGGGUCAAGCAUCACGUCUAUAUCUUUGAGUUACGAGAGUCAGCCCAAGAUUUUGUCGUUGAUCAACUCGAACAAAAAGAGCAGUGAACAGACAAAGAUAGUGGCGCCGAUUCCAGUCAAGAGCACCAGACCGAUCAAGUACCCAGCAGUGGCGUCGGAGAGCAACAAAUUCGAGCCGAAACCCGCUUGUCCGCGCCUGGAGAAAAGCUCGGCCUUACAGGCCAGCACCAAGUUCUCGUCCUUGGCCAAAAAGGAGGGCUCUCCGGUGCGUCUGGGCGACAUCAUGACCGGCACCACCAGCAGGUCUUUGUCUCCGAGCAAAAGCAAGCCCUCCGCUCGCAUCGCCUCGCCGGCCGGGGGCAAGAAGAAAUUCUACUUUGGGGCCGAAGUGCUGGAAGUGGAGCCUCGUCCUGCGGACGACCGGCGGAGGCUGUAUGACACGGACGACGAGUCAUCGGCGGAUACGGGCAGAAAGAGAGAGCCCAGUCCUGCCAAGGGCACCAGAGCGAGGAGCGCGUCCAGGGACCGAUCCAGCACGUCGGCCUUGAUCGAGGAGCUGACACGGGCGGCAGACGAGAUCCUGCAGGCUGUGAACGGAUAUGAUGACUCUGGCCUUCUGUCCAGUGAGGACGAAUCACCGCGACCCGUGACCCUGCUGCCGGCACUAAAGGAGGGCGAGGUGAACAACGAGAAAAGCACUAAAGCCAUUUCUGUCGUGAAUAAGACCACCACGUGCAGCAGGCUGAGAAAAGCGAAUGUUGGUCGCACAUCUUCCAAUUCUUCCGUCGAAAGUACAACCCACGAUUCAAACUCCACUCCGCGUUCCAUCCGAAUGAGAAAAACUGCAGUUAACGGCACCUCCAGGACUGCGAAAACUAGUGAGACGAGCACCCCCACUUCACGCAGGCAGAGGAUGCCAAGAAAGAGAUCAGAUUCAGUUAAUUCAAAGAGCGAUCAAGAAGAAGCUGAGAAAUCCAAGGAUAGGCUUCGGAUUAGCAAAACUCGAAGAUCGACGACCACGACAACAGCGACAGACACGACAAAAAUUUCUAAAUCAAGCAAUGACGAUAAAGCCAAGUCCGCCGACUUGAACAAGGUUCGUGCGCCUGUCGAGCGAAUCAUUCCACCUGCUAAUAGAAAGAACGCUGCCAAGAGCAAGAAAGACGACAUUUUUCACAGCAAUCGUGUCAUUAACAGCGCGACUGCAGAGAGGCGAUUGCAACUACUGGAAAAUAGUUGCUCUGGCAGUGGUCUGAGGUCUGAAUCAAGUCCUGGCAUGAAAAGGUACCAGCAUCGCACUGUGCGCAAUGCUCCAUUAAAAGUGUCCGCUAAGUGACUAAAUCGUCUGUUGCUGCUGCAAGUCAUGUCCAACCUGUGCCUGCUGAGCACUUCCCUGGUUGUAUGACUCAUUCAACUUUCUGCUGUGCAAUCCAUAUUUCAAACUAAUUAACCAUUUUAACUUUUGUAGAUCCAGUGCGUCCCCCAAUAGUUAUUUUUAAUUUCAACUUUUCCCAGAUUCAUAACAUUUUACAGAAACUUUGUACAUCUGCUAAGUCUUUUUUUACACACACACACACACAAACCCAAGUAAAUCAAGUGCUGUUAGACUAAUUAUAUGAGAGAAUCGAUUGAUGAGAAAAUUGUCGUUCCUUUGCUGUGAAAUUCGUUGUUAUGGAAAUUAUAAAAACAGGGUUAAUUAUUGUUAGUUAUAACAGCAUAAAUUUAUAAUUAAAUAUAUGUAAUAUUUAAUGGAAUUGGUUUAACAGUUUUGCCAUGUCUUGAUUGUAACAACAUCAGUGCAUAACAGUUUUCCUACCUUUAAAUUGAAAAAGAUUUCUAUUUAAUACUUUAUUGAGUCAAUAAAAAAAUGAUGUCAAGAGAUAAAACUUAUUAUGCUGUAUUAUUUUUUGGUGGAACCUUUCAAUGACUAAUUAUGUUGUGCUAUUUAAUUUGCAAAAAAUUGUUCGGUUCAACUUGCAAUAUUUAAAACGGGGCGUAGUGAAUUCAGUACAAAAGCCAGAGCAUUGUUGCUGCGGAUUGCCGGGCACGAGAUGCGCUCCAGCGCGCAUGUGGUGGGCCAAGCCGGAAAAUUCGCCAACCCAGUCGGCGGGUACAUGCAUAUCGAUCUAUUGUUUUACGCACACGCGUUGCCGAUUUUGCGAGGACCAAGGCCGAGUGACCUCCUGGCAACGCCUGCCAUCCCGUCCUCGAUGGGAACACCAAGGUGAACGCAGAAACUCUUUUGUCCCUUCUUUUGUGCGUAUUUUCGGCAACCUCUCCUCUCGCACGCGCCACUCCCCACCGCGUCUCGCCUAUCUGCUGAGCUGCCACCCCGAUCGAUUCCGCCCCCAGACUGAAACACCACCCCCGGCCACCCACACUCCCAAGGCUAAUUACAAGGCAUGCUUAUUGUCUAAGCAAAUCUAACGCAUUUUUCGUACUAUUCCGAAAUUUCCAGUCGAAUUUUGGGAGAAUCUGGGAAUAGUCAGUCGCGUUUGCAUCGCCGCGAACGACAAUAGGGGGUCCUUGUCCUAGUCCUUGCGUGAGAGCGCGCUACGAGCAACCUCCUACGCGGCGCUGCAACCCGCACCCGAAGCUAUUGGCUGCAGCCUAACCAGCAGUUCGGCUCGAUCGACAGUUCGCCUCCCCCAAACCUCCAAUGAUUAGAAAUCGAACAUCGAAUCUAUCAGCUUUCUGCCGCUUUGGGACACCUGCUACUAGUACCCUCUCGUCAUCAUAUAUUUGUAUCCCUCGCACCUGGCCGGUUCGCGACCAGAAUCAAACCUGCCGAACAGGAGGGCACUGGGAGAACGCUCGGCUGAUCGGGAUGCGCGCGCCUCAAACGAUUUUCCAUCGUUUUCCCGCAGUUUCCAAUAGGUGUGUGCCACACUGACUGUCUCAAGCUGCGCCCGCACAUUGCUGCAACGCGCAAAUGCAGCUUGUCCACCAAAAUUUGCAACAAAGUGGAGAAAAAUGAAAGAAAAUGAAAUUAAAAAUAUUGGCUAUUAAUAGAUACUUUUAGCGUAAGGCCCAUUAUAUAUUGAACCGUCGAGGAACCUGGUGCUAACUUCAAUCUUACAAUAUUUCCUCUUCUAUAAUAUGUAGAAGCUUUCCCGCAUAUGAUCAUUAAAUUCGCUUUGUUAUUGUUUAAAAUGAUUUAAAUUUUGGAAAGUGAAAUACUUUCAACCAGAUAUAAAACACACAUGCCCACAAGAUCAAAUGAAAAAGUACCUCAUAAAUUUACCGAUCAUUGCAGCAGAUUCAGAUGGUACCGUAUAACAGGAAUAUUGUUUACUUAUUUUCAAUUGCUUUCACUUUAUUCAGUAUUUUUUCAUAUUUAUUUUAUCCUUAAAAUUGGAGCUUUGUAAUUUCUUGUAAGAUAAUGCUCUCAUAGCGAUCUCAUUUGUUAACAAAGCAAGCUGAAAAUAUUUCCUAGAAGAAUAAGAAUUUUUUAACUCCAAAUUUUGACGUCAUUGAGCGGAUAAAAAGUAAAAUAUCGGUUUUUGCAAUAGCAUGUUUAAAUGAUUUAUUGUACUCCUUAAAAAAUAUCUUCUAUGUAUCGACCUUAACCGUUAUUAUGAUUGAUAGUACACUAUAGUACAAGUUCCAUUUGGAAGGACAAAUGAACAGUUCAUCAAUAUUUGUAAUACUUUGCCUUGCAUAUUGAAAUUCUGAAAAUAUAAAUAAAAAUUUCAUAUCUGGUCACGUGCACAACAUUGUCGGAAUUUCAUGACAUCAUUUAUAAGCAAACUUAUAAGUAUUGGUGUCCAUCAUUUGUGUUGCAACUUCUGGCAGGAAUUAACACAGCAUUGCGCACAGCAAUACUACAAGUAUGUCCAAAAAAGUUAUACAAAAUCAGGCACUUUGAUGUGUUUCCCUCUUGGUGAUUAUUUUGCUGAGGUGCUACGCAGCCAGCAGUUCUCUGCAAUUCAUAUUUAUUUUUUCAUUAGGCUGGUUAAUGCCAGCAGCAGGGCUCAGUAAAUUAAUGACUAGAAGAGAAAUUUGUCCAACUUAACUAAAAACAUGCAGUCAAAAAAUUCAUCAACACUCACCCUAAUUCUCGUCCUGUAAGUGCGUUUGUGGCCAGACCAGUUCUCGACCUGCUACGACUCAACUGUGCCCUUCGUUCAGCUGCAAUAAUAUUUGUAAUUUAGAUACAAUUGUUAGUUGAAUUUAACACCGAUUUGACAUAGAAAAAAAUUAUUCGCACCUCCGGCUGCCCUUGGGGCUCUUUUCCGUCGCUGCUUAUAUGCAGAGCCAUCAUGCAGUGCCUCCAGCAGAGAGUCCAUAACACCUAAUUCAGUGCCAUCCAUGUCCACAAGCGCCUGCUUGUGGGCCAUCCGCUCUGCCCUUUCCCUAUCCUGCUUGUCUCUGGCUUCCCUGGCUCUUUCCGCCUUCUCUUCCAUCUCCCUAAUUUUGACAUUCUCUUUGUGUGCGGCC
Cloeon dipterum is the source of this 7837-nucleotide messenger RNA. Its product is annotated as proteoglycan 4. The record is from RefSeq and is a predicted model, not a curated record. Bases 390 to 4733 code for a protein of 1447 amino acids. NCBI's taxonomy places the organism in Eukaryota, Metazoa, Arthropoda, Insecta, Ephemeroptera, Baetidae. The transcript has 11 exons.